Molecule: messenger RNA, 2778 nt
Organism: Cryptomeria japonica (Japanese cedar)
Lineage: Eukaryota; Viridiplantae; Streptophyta; Pinopsida; Cupressales; Cupressaceae
Product: putative wall-associated receptor kinase-like 16
Biological process (GO): protein phosphorylation; cell surface receptor signaling pathway
Cellular component (GO): plasma membrane
Molecular function (GO): calcium ion binding; ATP binding; polysaccharide binding
Source: RefSeq, a predicted model, not a curated record
ACGGCAUUUUAUGUGUCUGUAUGUUGCUAGACGCAAUGCUUGUGAUUGUAUUUAAACUGAUUUAAACAUAAUUUGCAGCCGGCCAAAGACCAAUAGCCAUUAGAAAACCAAGUCCAUGUUUAUUGCAAUGACUUGGUCUCCAUUUAUAAAACAAUUCCUUGACGAUGAAAAUGUAUUCGCCUGUUCGCGUGUGCUUUUAUCAUUACUUAGUCUUUGAUAGUCCUAUGACUUUUUCCUAUGCGAUCUUGGCCGAUGAAUGCAUUCGAACUUUCAACAGUAUAAAAAAUGGCCAUUGCAAACAACGUUUGUAUAAGAAUAAGCGAUUGCUUUGUCUGAUAACUGUGGCCAGAUCUUCAUGUCGAACUUAUCAAGGUUAAAUCUAGUUCAGUGGAUUGUAUUUAUAUCGUGCUUUAUUCGUAUUUCGCAGUUCAAAGCAGAUGGAUGCUCUGACAAGUGUGGAGAGAUGGGCAUUCCCUAUCCCUUUUCAAUUGCAGGAAAUGGAAACAGCUGUGGCCUGCCUGGCUUUGAAAUCAACUGCACACACAAUCAGAAGUUUGGAAGUACACAGCCUAUUCCCUUUCUGUCCAUUCCUUUCGGGGAAGUGCAAAUCUUGAAUUUCUCUCAAGAUCAUCUCCUCAUUAACGCAACCCAAUUCGUAGCUUCCACUUCCAAAUGCCAGCUAAGUCAGCCAAAUAUCACAAGUAUCACCAUCUCUAGCGAAGGGCCAUUCCGACUUUCUACGCAGAACAAGUUUGUUGCAGUUGGGUGUGGAACGUUGGGUAUGGUUGGUAUGGUUGAGGGCGAUAAUUACACUACUUUGGGUGGAUGCGUAUCGGUCUGUCCUGAUUCUCCCACAUUUUCAAAUUGCAACGGGGAUGGCUGCUGUCAAACUUCCAUGCCUUCAAAUUACACGGACUAUCUCGUCACCGUAUCAAAUCUCUCAUUAGAAGGAGAUACUUACGAGACAGAAUGUAAUUAUGCGGGUAUACUUGAUGAAAAUAGUUGGGAUUUGAUUUCUAAAUCAGAUACUCUUAACCUAAAUUAUGCCUACAUAAGCCUCAAUUGGAGUAUUCCAAAUGACACGUGCGCCUCAGCUAAAGCAAAGGAUUCAUACCAAUGUGUUCAGGAGGCAGAGUGCAAUGAACUAGAAUGGGGUUAUCGAUGCAAUUGUAAGCCUGGUUUCCGUGGAGACGGGUACUUUAAUGGCACCGGCUGCAAAGAUAUCGAUGAAUGUUCAGAUCCUGGUUUGAAUAACUGUUACCCUUCGUCAGAAGGAGGUAGAUGUGAAAAUACAAAGGGCUCGUACAAGUGCUUCUGCGCCAAAGGCCACGGGGAUGGCACCAAAAAUGGCACCCGUUGUUCUACGCAAAGGUUUCAAAGUUUACCUGUCAUCAUAGGAGUAUGUGUGACUCUAGUGGCCGUGCUUAUCAGCGGUAGUACGGUUUUCUUGAUUUUGAAGCGCAGAAGAGCAAGGAUUGUCAAGCAGAACAACUUUCUUCGAAAUGGAGGGACUCAUUUGCAGAAACUAGUUUCAUCGCAGGCAAAUGGGAUGAAGAUCUUUUCCUUGGAUGAGGUUGAGAAAGCAACUGAAAGUUUUUCUCCGAGUUUAAUCUUGGGAGCAGGUGGCUACGGCACGGUGUACAAAGGUACUCUUUCUGAUGGGAUUCUUGUGGCUAUCAAGAAGGCCAAUUCCAAAGAAAUUGAUUCCAAAGAAAUCGAUGAAUUUAUCAAUGAAAUUGUUAUUCUAAAUCAGAUAAAUCACAGAAACGUGGUGAAGUUACUAGGCUGUUGCCUGGAGACUCCAGUCCCCUUGUUAGUUUAUGAAUAUAUUUCUAAUGGUACUUUGUUUGAUCAUUUAUAUGGUAACAAAUCUGAGAAGCGUUUUCACUGGGAAAACCGUUUGCGCAUUGCUACAGAAACUGCAGAAGCACUGUCAUAUUUACACUCUGCUGCAUCAAUACCCAUUGUGCACAGAGAUGUGAAAUCUUCCAACAUUUUGUUGGAUGAUGUGUAUACCCCCAAAGUUGCAGACUUUGGGUUGUCUCGUCUGAUGCCAACAGACCAAACACACAUCACUACACUUGUCCAAGGCACAAUGGGUUAUUUGGACCCUGAAUAUGUUCAACUUACAGAGAAGAGUGAUGUCUACAGCUUUGGGGUUGUGUUAGUGGAGCUUUUGACUGGACUAAAGCCUAUUUCCUUUGAAAGAACAAAGAACCAGAGCAACUUAGCCAUUUAUUUCCUCAAUACAAUGAAAACAAACAAUCUGACUGAAAUUUUGGAUUCUCGGCUCACAAAAGAGGAGGCAGAGAAUAUGGAAUCGAUGGAGAAACUGGCAAGUUUAGCGAAAGAUUGUCUGAGAGUGGAGGGGGAGAAGAGGCCAACAAUGAAAGAGGUAGUUCAGGAGCUGCUUUGGAUCAGAGGGGGUGCAAGACCGCACGCGUGGUUGAAGUCUGAUGCAACACAAAAUGAAGAAGAAUUUGUCUCUCUUCUAUUAAAUGGGGAAGUGAACGAGGAGCACACAAUUGAAAUGACGGACUUAUACCCACACAGUGAGCCUCUAUCAUUUGAUGUUCAAAGCUUCCGAGAUAAGUUUAAUGCCGGCAGAUGAAUAUCUGAGUUUGAAACGGAGAUCCUUAAUGAUCAAUUUGGCUGACGGGUCAUUGUAUGUUAACUUUCAUGGUAUGUGUAGCACAAUUUGGUCUGAUAAAAUUCUAUAUUUUUGUAAUUCAAACAGACAAAAAUUAUGAACUAUAAAAAUGCAUCAACACCAUUGUU